Paramecium tetraurelia is the source of this 855-nucleotide messenger RNA. RefSeq lists its product as uncharacterized. The record is from RefSeq and is a predicted model, not a curated record. Lineage: Eukaryota; Ciliophora; Oligohymenophorea; Peniculida; Parameciidae. The transcript has a single exon.
AUGAUGACAUCAAUUUGUAGCUUGAAAAAUGGAAGCUUUUAUUUUGUGUAGAAUAUUUCUUUAUUGGAUGAAUUCUUUGUGGAUGCUUUAGGAGGCUUAAAAUCGGUUGUGGGUGAAAAAUUAUAGAUUAAAGUUAACUUAAACCUCCCUAAAAUAUUAAAUGGUUUGAAUAUUGCUAAGACUCAUGGAGAUAUGUGGAUUAAUAAAGGGGAUCAUUAUGAGAUCAACCUUCCAAUAUUGAUUUAAGGAUCAAGAAAAGACUUUGUAUUCGAAUUGGAAUUACCUUAAUUAAUUGCACAAAUCUAAGAUAAUGAAAGAAAUGCUUUGAUUAUGGAAGCUCAACUCUAAAUUACUGAUCCAUUGUCAAAAAAGGACUUGAAAAAGUCUGCAACUCUAAUUUUGACAUUCUUCAAUCAAGAUGAAUAAAUUUACUAAAAUGAAGAAGAUAUAGAAGUACUUGAAUAAUACAAUAGAGUGAUAGUAGCUUAAAUAAUUGAUGAUGCAAGAAAAUAAUGCCAAAAAUAGUAAUUUGAUGUGGCUUAAAAUUAAAUAGACGAAGUCAUUGUACGAUUGCAAUCUAAUUAGCGAAUGGCUUCAUAGGCUCCUUCACUUAUUUAAGAUUUAUAUUAAGCAAAGCAAGCAUCAUAAAGAGGAACCUUCACUUCAUAUGGUUUAGGAUAAAUGAUGCAAUUAAGUAGCAAUAGUUACUAACAACAAGGAGUCAAUUCUAUUUUUUCUUUGGAUGGGAAACAAUAAUAAUAAAACGUAAGGUUUUAAAGUUAUUCUAACAACUUGUAACAGAAUAUGGUCCAAUAACUUUAAUUAAGGAAAACUCAAAAUGGAAAUGGAAGCUGA